AUGUUCACCCAGAUGUACUGCGCAGAGCAAAUCCAAAUUCCUCCGGAUUUGCCUGCUAUAUUAAAGGCCUACUGCAAAGCAGUUUAUAAAGAAUCGCAAAGCAGUCAAAAUAAAUCAGAUUUAAUUUCAUUUUCAAUUAAAUAUUUCAAGGAGCAACUUGAUAAUCCACCAAACUCAGCUGCUGGCUAUAGAAUUGCGCUUUCCGAUUUCCACGAUCUUCAAGAAGAACUUAUUAAAAUUCUUAAAGUUAAUCAAACAUUGAAGAGAGUUGAUUAUCAGGUUACGUGCGAUAAACUCGGAUUUUCACAAGAAGUUUUCGCAAAUAUCCUUCGUCUCGGCUUUCCAAAUGAAGAUGUAAUUGAUUUGUACAAGUUUAUGGGCAUUGGUGCAACAUUACUCUCAUCAAACUUUGAAGCAUCAAUUACUAACUUGUUUAAGAUUUUUGAAGAUCAAAACUGCCAAGCAAAAUUACCAACACAAGCUUUGAUCAAUUUUGUCACAUUUCUGCAGUCAAAGGAUCCAAAUAUCCCGGCAGAAUUUUUAGAGAAGCUUAAGGCAGGUGCUACUGAAGAAUUUAUUGAUCUUACAACUUAUAAGCGCAUUUUCGCUGCUGAUGAGUAA
Molecule: messenger RNA, 621 nt
Organism: Trichomonas vaginalis G3
Lineage: Eukaryota; Parabasalia; Trichomonadida; Trichomonadidae
Product: sperm capacitation protein
Exons: 1
Coding region: 1-621 (206 amino acids)
Source: RefSeq, a predicted model, not a curated record